Messenger RNA from Pecten maximus, 1528 nucleotides. Its product is annotated as homeobox protein ceh-19-like. The coding region runs from base 199 to 1023 and encodes 274 amino acids. Gene Ontology annotation, cellular component: nucleus. Lineage: Eukaryota; Metazoa; Mollusca; Bivalvia; Pectinida; Pectinidae. The record is from RefSeq and is a predicted model, not a curated record. Gene Ontology annotation, molecular function: RNA polymerase II cis-regulatory region sequence-specific DNA binding; DNA-binding transcription factor activity, RNA polymerase II-specific. The transcript is spliced from 3 exons. Gene Ontology annotation, biological process: animal organ development; regulation of transcription by RNA polymerase II.
CUGUUUGUCAUUUUCUUUCAUUAUUUGGUAAAUUAAAGCAUUUAACUGUCUGACUCGGCCAUAUCAUCAUCAUCAUCAUUCCCCCUUCUCCUCCCAAUCCGCUGUAUUAAUUGACCCGACGAGAGGAAACUCUUCAUUCUGGUAAAAGGAGGCUAUAAAGAGAGCCAGGAUAUUUGGCGCAUUAGAGCAGAAGUCAAAAUGGCUGAAGAAAAAUUCGAUAUAGACAUUGCAGCGCACAAUGAGAUGUAUACGCGGGUCGGUGUUGAGAAAUUAAAUAUUGAAAGAAGAAACCGAUUACCUUUUCAAGGUAUGCCACAGGAAAAUAGUUUACCAACGCCCUCUAGUGGAGAUGAAGAGGAGGUGGAUAAAUACGAAAAUAACUCUCCAAAAUGCAGGUACGAUUCUUCACACCUUUCCUUCGGGAUUGAUAGCAUCUUGAGACAGUCCGGAAAAAGACGCCAUGGAAAAGCCAGCGGAGAAAAUGAACAAAGUCAUGACGAAAAUGAUAGACAUGUUGUUAAAAAUAACAGUAAAAUUGACGAGGCCGCGUAUUCACGUGUGGGAGGAAUGGACUUAAGUUUGAAAUCUGAGCAAACAGAGGAUCAUAAAGUUCCGACACAAGAGACAUUUUACACGAUAGCAAACCAUCUGACAAUGUGGUCACUCCGAGAUAUCAACAAAGACAGAUUUGGUGUUAGGAGGAUAGGACAUCCCUACCAAAAUAGAACGCCACCGAAAAGGAAGAAACCCCGAACAUCUUUUACAAGACUACAGAUCAUGGAGCUGGAGAGACGAUUCGAGCAACAGAAAUACCUUGCAUCUUCCGAGCGAUCUUCUAUUGCUAAGUCUCUCAAAAUGUCUGAUUCUCAGGUGAAGACAUGGUUCCAAAAUAGACGCACAAAAUGGAGACGGCAGACGGCUGAGGAGAAGGAACUAGAGAGACAGGCAGCCAAUCGGUUAUUGCUUUCGUUAGGACGGUGUACACCAAAAGGACUUGUACUAGAGAAUGGCGUACAGUUAUAGACACUAAAGGAGAAUUUAAUCAUGACAUUAACCGGUUAUAACAAUGACAAUAACCGAAAUAACAGGACUAUUGCGAUUGGUGAUACAUUUGUUUUCAUACAUAAAUGAAUCAACUAAAUAUGAGAUGAUAACGGGGGAGUUUAUACCACCGUGUAUACAAUACAAAAUGAUGCAGAAGAAGCAGGUUAAUUUAUAUAAAAUAUUCGUCUAUUUUUAGGAGAAACGCCAGGUUUACUACGUUUCUGUCACAUUCUUUUUAUUUGAUGGAAACUAGCCAUACUAUACGGAGUGAUAUACACAAGGAUAUCAGCUGAGAUAUCCUGUAGGUAUUUACAUUGUAAAACUUGUACACAUCGUAUUUGAUACUCAACACUGAGACUAUUUAUCAGCGUAAAUAUCAUCAUUAUAUGGCUAUCUGAUUGGAUAAAAAUCUACAUUGUUUGUAUCAAGGCGAUAUGAGAGGAAUUGGUAUAUUUACCGGUGAAUAUAAUAAUUCUACGUUCAA